AUAUGCUUUUCAUGUUGCAAUUAUGUUUAUCAUGGGUAUAUUACUAUGGCAUCUAAUAAAUGCACUUUUGGCUUGGAAUUAGGUGAUUGAUUAAAGACAAUUAUCAUUAUGGAAUCAAUUAGGACAAAAUAUCAUUUAUGAUUGUAUCUAAGAUUAAAAGAUAUAUUGUAGAUUUCUGGACAAUUUUAACUCGUAAGGGAUAAACAGUAAGAUGUGGACGGAGCAUUAGCUCGUCAAUUAUCCAUCAGGGGAAUAGUGACAAUUUCGAUCAGAACUACGUGCUCGUGACAAAUUUUCAUGUUAGGAUUUGUCAUAUGAAGUUUAUUUCCGUAUAUUGUAAUAUAAAUUACUAUGAGCAAGCUUCAAUCAAAUCUACAAAAGAUAUUAUGAUUGACCAGUUCACGACAAGUAUUACAUCAUAUAAAUGAUAUCACAUAUGUUAUAUAGUAAGGGAAAAAAUAGAAGAAUUGUAUCGGGUAAUUACAUUUAUCACGCCUCAGACAAAAUUGUUGAAAUCUAAUUGGUCAGAUCUUGGUCACAUGACGCCGUGAAAAAAACCGUAUCAUGCGAGUAAAAUCCGUAUUGGGCGAGUAAUUUUAUUUAUCGUCGGGUUCGACUUGCAGCCAUGUCAAAAUGGCGAAGCGAUUUGGGCAGACGACUGCUACACAAAUAGACGAGAAAAGGCUAAAAGUGAAUUCAGAGAAUACACUUCGGUGUAAUGCAAAAGCGGCUAAGAUCCUUAGGGACUAUCUGAAGGAACAGGGCCAAAAUGAAGAAUUUGAGGCCUAUGAUACAGUCGACUUGUCGGAAGUUCUGGGUCAUUUUUACUGUGACGCACGGAAACCGGAUGGGGAGAAGUAUAAAACAUCGUCUUUCGAGAACAUCAGACAUUCUCUAAACAGAUAUUUACGAUCUCCACCCUUUAACAAGCCGUUUGACAUCAUUAAGGACCCGGAGUUUGCAGAUGCCAACCAAAACUUCAAAGCUGUGAUGGCGGAACUGAAACGAGAGGGUCUUGGCACUGUAACCCACCAUGCUGUCAUUUCGGAGCCAGAUCGGGAAAAGCUGUACACAUCCAUUCAUCUUAGUCCAACGACACCGUGUGGUCUCCUGAAUAAAGUUCAGUUUGAUAUUCGGCUGUAUUUCUUCAGAAGAGGCUGUGAAAAUAUGCAUACCAUGACAAAGCAGACAUUUGUUGUAAAGUGGGAUCCAAAGUCGGGCCAGAAGUUUGUGACUAAAUGCAUGGACGAGAUGACGAAAAAUCAUAGAGAGAAUGACAAAGAAAACAUAACUCCUAUUAUGCCCGAGAUAACAGACUCUGCGUAUUGUCCAGUAUCAAGCUACGAACUCUACAUCAGUAAAUUGAAUCCUGAUCUUGAUCGGCUCUGGCAGCGCCCUCUGUCAACUUUCUCAGAAAAUGAUGAUGUUUGGUACGCAAAGGUACCUGUGGGACAGAAAGUACUCGAAGCAUUCAUGUCAGAAAUGAGCAAAUCUUGCGAAUUAAGUCAAGUUUACACCAAUCACUCGAUACGAGCUACUGGGGCUACGGUUCUGUCAAAGGGGGUGUUUGGCCCUGCUCAAAUUAUGGCAGUAACAGGCCACAAAUCUGUGCAAUCCCUUAGUGUAUAUCAACGUGUUGAUGAUGAGGAAAAAAUUCAAAUGGGCAAAACCUUGAGUGAAUCAUUAGUGCCAACACUAAAAAAUCAGCUGACUCUACCUCCAUGUGAUGUAAGUCGCCCAGCCAUACAGUUGUGUUCAUCCCUGAAACAGUUACCAGUAGCUACCACAAGUGCAGCGGGUCAUUUAGUUGGUGUCGAUAUCGGUGCUCUCCUUGACGAUUUUGGAAGCACAGACAUGUCCAACACAACCACCAUGCAAACAAGCCAAACAAAUCCAACCAUUUUCAACAACUGUACCUUUACAAUAAAUUUUAAGAUUUAAACUUGGUUACCACAGUAACAAUGUGAUCAGUGUUCCUACACAAGCCAUUCUCUUGUUUACCAUGUAAUUGUUAAUUUUUUCAAAUACUUUUACACUUGUUGACAUUGUUGAAUUUCCUUAUCAAAAUAUUAAAAAAUAAUUCAGAACAGUUGUUUUCAAUUAUUCUUAAACAAAAGGAAAGACAUUUGACUAAGUUGUAUGAUAUAGACCCCCACAUAUACAGUUAGAGGUCUUCGACGUGAUAAAUUCGUUACACAGUUAGUUAGUGACCUGAUACGGAAAAAUACAUGGUGU
Messenger RNA from Ostrea edulis (European flat oyster), 2235 nucleotides. RefSeq lists its product as uncharacterized. The transcript has 3 exons. Lineage: Eukaryota; Metazoa; Mollusca; Bivalvia; Ostreida; Ostreidae. Bases 634 to 1941 code for a protein of 435 amino acids. Gene Ontology annotation, biological process: DNA recombination; DNA integration. Gene Ontology annotation, molecular function: DNA binding. The record is from RefSeq and is a predicted model, not a curated record.